Nematolebias whitei (Rio pearlfish) is the source of this 441-nucleotide messenger RNA. Its product is annotated as endophilin-A1-like. Gene Ontology annotation, molecular function: protein binding. Lineage: Eukaryota; Metazoa; Chordata; Actinopteri; Cyprinodontiformes; Rivulidae. Gene Ontology annotation, biological process: synaptic vesicle uncoating. The transcript has 4 exons. The record is from RefSeq and is a predicted model, not a curated record. Gene Ontology annotation, cellular component: glutamatergic synapse; presynapse. Bases 1 to 441 code for a protein of 146 amino acids.
AUGAACGAGAUAGAACAGGUGAGCCAGCUGGCAGCACUGGUCCAGGCCCAGUUGGAGUACCACAGCCGUUCCUCUGAAAUCCUCCAACAGCUCUCCAGCAAGAUGGAGGACAGGAUAAAAGAAGUGUCCAGUAAACCCAGGAAGGAGUACACCCCCAAACCCAGAAUGACCCUGGAGCUUCUGCCCCCCAACGAGAGCCACAAUGGGGGGAUCCACUCAGCCAAAUCCCCCGGAAGAUCACCAGCACCGAUGGACCAGCCAUGCUGUCGAGCGCUCUACGACUUUGAGCCGGAGAACGAAGGCGAGCUUGGCUUCAAAGAGGGUGACGUCAUCACCCUGACCAAUCAGAUUGACGAAAACUGGUACGAGGGCAUGAUCAACGGCCAGUCGGGCUUCUUUCCCAUCAACUACGUGGAUAUCUUGGUGCCGCUCCCGCAUUAG